Messenger RNA from Eubalaena glacialis (North Atlantic right whale), 2267 nucleotides. RefSeq names its product RIC8 guanine nucleotide exchange factor A (gene RIC8A). Gene Ontology annotation, molecular function: G-protein alpha-subunit binding; guanyl-nucleotide exchange factor activity. Gene Ontology annotation, biological process: G protein-coupled receptor signaling pathway. The coding region runs from base 100 to 1680 and encodes 526 amino acids. The record is from RefSeq and is a predicted model, not a curated record. Gene Ontology annotation, cellular component: cytoplasm; plasma membrane. Lineage: Eukaryota; Metazoa; Chordata; Mammalia; Artiodactyla; Balaenidae. The transcript is spliced from 10 exons.
ACCCCCGUGCGCCGAGCCUGGGCGGGGCGGGCAGACGCGGGCCCGGAACCGUGAAGCGAGGUGCCUCCCGCUUUCCCGGCGCCGGGUCCCGGGGCCGCCAUGGAGCCCCGGGCGGUUGCGGAUGCCGUGGAGACGGGGGAGGAGGACGUAGUUAUGGAGGCUCUGCGCGCAUACAACCGGGAGAACUGCCAGAGCUUCACGUUUGAUGAUGCCCAACAGGAGGAUAGGAAGAGACUGGCGGAGCUGCUGGUUUCGGUCCUGGAGCAGGGCCUGCCACCUUCCCGCCGCAUCAUCUGGCUGCAGAGCAUCCGCAUCUUGUCUAGGGACCGCAGCUGCCUGGACUCAUUCACCAGCCGCCGGAGCCUGCAGGCACUUGCCUGCUACGCUGGCAUCUCCGCCUCCCAGGGCUCGGUCCCCGAACCCCUGGACAUGGAUGUUGUGCUUGAGUCCCUUAAAUGCCUGUGCAACCUUGUGUUAAGCAGCCCCGUGGCACAGGUGCUGGCGGCAGAGGCGGGGCUCGUGGUGAGGCUCGCAGAGCGAGUGGGACUGUACCGCCAGAGUAGCUUCCCGCACGACGUCCAGUUCUUUGACUUGCGCCUCCUCUUCUUGCUAACGGCACUUCGCGCCGAUGUGCGCCAGCAGCUGUUUCAGGAGCUGCAGGGAGUGCACCUGCUGACCGAAGCGCUGGAGCUGACGCUGGGAAUGACCCCUGGAGAGAGGCCCCCUGAGCUCCUGCCUCCCCAGGAGACUGAGCGCGCCAUGGAGAUCCUCAAAGUGCUCUUCAACAUCACCUUCGACUCCAUCAAGAGGGAAGUGGAUGAGGAAGACACUGCCCUUUACCGGCACCUGGGGACCCUUCUGCGGCACUGCGUGAUGGUUGCUGCUGCUGGAGACCGCACAGAGGAGUUCCACGGGCACACAGUGAACCUCCUGGGGAACUUGCCCCUCAAAUGUCUGGACGUUCUUCUCACCCUGGAACCCCACGAAGGCUCUUUGGAGUUCCUGGGAGUGAACAUGGAUGUGAUUGGUGUUCUCCUGAGCUUCCUGGAGAAGCGUCUGCACCAGACGCACAGGCUGAAGGAGAGCGUGGCCCCCGUGCUGAGCGUGCUGACGGAGUGUGCCCGCGUGCACCGCCCCGCCAGGAAGUUCCUGAAGGCCCAGGUGCUGCCCCCGCUGCGGGAUGUGAGGACCCGGCCCGAGGUGGGGGAGCUGUUGCGGAACAAGCUGGUUCGCCUCAUGACGCACCUGGACACCGAUGUGAAGAGGGUGGCCGCCGAGUUCCUGUUUGUCCUGUGCUCUGAGAGCGUGCCCCGAUUCAUCAAGUACACAGGCUACGGGAAUGCUGCCGGCCUCCUGGCAGCUAGGGGCCUCAUGGCAGGGGGCCGGCCUGAGGGCCAGUACUCGGAGGACGAGGACACGGACACAGACGAGUACAAGGAAGCCAAGGCCAGCAUAAACCCCGUGACGGGGAGGGUAGAGGAGAAGCCGCCCGACCCCACGGCGGGCAUGACGGAGGAGCAGAAAGAACACGAGGCCGUGAAGCUGGUGACCAUGUUUGACAGGCUCUCCAGAACUGGUGCUGCUUCCAGAGAAGUCCUUGGGGCCAGGACCUGGGGAAGCCACACCCCUCCCUGCCACUUGGAGGCCCUCUUCUCUUUACUCCCAGAGUUCUACUCGUGAUUUGCCUCUGGUCCAUUUCCUUCUCUUUAGGGCUGCGAGGGUCUUGUCCUACGAACUCUGGGAACUCAGCCUUGGUUUCCGCAAGUGAAGUGGUUUCUUUUAUGUGUGCCUGAGGGCAGGGCUUAACUGAAGGCAAAAAUGUACAUGGGUUUGGGAGGGCGGGGGCUGAGUGUGGGCGCAGGCAGACACAGCACAUCCACAGCUGGCAGGCAGGCCCAGAGCUGGUGUUGGGCAAGCACCACAUUUCACAGGGGAAAGAACCUGCUGGAACUUUAUAUGCUAAUGCCAGAAACACACUUCCAAGGUAUGAUCUGCUGUUUUUGUCCCCACUGAGUGCAGGGCUGGUAGCCUCUUGCAUUCUCGGUCCUGGCUCAGUGCCCAAGUUCUCUGGUUGUGACAGUUGAGUCUCGAUCCUUCCCACUGGUUUCAACCAUAAAUACAUGAAGGAAAAUGUCUCUCCUGAAACCAUAAGUCUAGAUUUCUAUCAUGCACCACAGAGCUUCACGGAAACAUUAUUCUGGAAUAAAGAGUUCCAGGCAAGAAUGUUUGUGUGUGAAUAUAUGUGCAAGAUAUCAAGUAAAGGCACG